This is a messenger RNA of Ornithodoros turicata, 621 nucleotides long. RefSeq lists its product as uncharacterized. The record is from RefSeq and is a predicted model, not a curated record. NCBI's taxonomy places the organism in Eukaryota, Metazoa, Arthropoda, Arachnida, Ixodida, Argasidae. The transcript is spliced from 4 exons. Bases 1 to 621 code for a protein of 206 amino acids.
AUGUUAGAAAACGAAUGCAAGAAAUUGUGGAAGAACCUGACGGAUCAGUUCAGGACCAAUUAUCAGGAGGUGAAGUGCCAGAGAAAUGGCAGUGGUCUUGAUGAUGUAGAAGCCGUAGCAGCAGCUGUGAAGUGGACCUUCGUCAAAAGCCUCCUCUUCUUAAAGGAUGUUUUUGCACAAAGGGAGUACCUGUCGUCUGGUGACCUCGUUAAGGAGAUUGCCCUUGCUUUCCGAGUGGGCAUCUCCACAGCAAGUGAGUCCAUCCGUGAAACGUGCAGGGCCUUGUGGACGAGAUUGCAGCCAUUAUACAUGAAGAAACCUGGCACUGCAGACUGGCAGAAAAUAACGGAGAGCUUUCAGCGAAACUGGCAGUUUCCCAAUUGUUUGGGAGCUGUCGACGGGAAACAUGUCCGAAUCCGUGCUCCACCAAAUUCUGGGAGCAUGUAUCAUCACUACAAGGACAAUUUCUCAAUCGUUCUACUGGCUGUAGCCGACGGAGACUACAAGUUUGUGGUAGUUGAUGUCGGUGCCUAUGGGAAGCAGAGUGACGGUGGCAUCCUGAGGCAGUCUCAGUUUGGACAGAAGCUGGACGCUGGAACACUGCAGUUACCAGGACCUUAA